AUGGCUGACGACGAAGAUCGCGCGCAAAAGCAACGGGAUGGAAUUGAUAGAGAGGCCGCAAAGCUAUGGAGAUGUUAUAGAACUGUACACGAGAUGGUUCAGGAUCGGGGUUACCUUCUCGCUGAAGAGGAAGUCAACAUGAGCUUUGAUACAUUCAAGAGCAAGUUCACCAGUAAUGAUGGAAGUGUUGAUCGUCGCCAAAUGAACUUUUCCGCAACCCCAAGUGAAGCUAUGAUUGCCAAAUACGCAGUUGCGCCCACCGCAGAGAACCCAAACCCAACUACCUCAGAAAUUGGUACUAUUUGGAUUGAGUUUCUCAUGGUAACUGAUGUUUCCAUUGGAAUCAAACAAAUGCGAACAUUCGCCCAGCAUCUUUCUCAGCACAACUUCUCGGCUGGAAUUCUCAUCGCACCUGUUGCACCAUCAGGUCCCGCUCAAAAGAUUAUUCCCGCUGUCGCAUCCGAGACCAGAAUCGAGACUUUCGUCGAGCAAGAUUUACUUGUCAAUAUUACACAUCAUGAAUUGGUUCCCAAGCAUGUAUUAUUGAGUAGAGAAGAGAGGGCCAAGCUGUUGUCAAGAUAUAGAUUGAAGGAUACUCAACUUCCACGUAUUCAAGCUGCCGAUCCAGUCGCGAAAUAUUUGGGAUUGAGAAGAGGGCAGGUCGUGAAGAUUAUCAGAAAGUCGGAAACUGCUGGUCGUUAUGCCAGUUACAGAUUGUGCGUUUAA
Molecule: messenger RNA, 726 nt
Organism: Botrytis deweyae
Lineage: Eukaryota; Fungi; Ascomycota; Leotiomycetes; Helotiales; Sclerotiniaceae
Exons: 2
Coding region: 1-726 (241 amino acids)
Biological process (GO): DNA-templated transcription
Cellular component (GO): RNA polymerase III complex; RNA polymerase I complex; RNA polymerase II, core complex
Molecular function (GO): DNA-directed RNA polymerase activity; DNA binding
Source: RefSeq, a predicted model, not a curated record